UUUACUUUUCUCCUGGAUUUCUCGAGUCUUCGUGUGAGAGCUUCGGUCACUUCAGCUACAGGUUUUUCACGUCUUUUAUUUGGACGGAGAGACAGAAGCGUGCGAGGAGCGUUGGAGGAGACUGGUAACUCGUGUGAGGACGUGGCUCUUUCUCUCGCUCUCAUCUGGUUUUCAUAAGAACAGCUGCGUCUCAAUGAAUCAUUCACGUCCUCGCUGCUCUCUAAGAGCAAUCGUAGAGAAAGAAGCCUAAUUGAAACGAGAAGCGUUCUGUAGAGAGAUGCUGAACUUUUCCAUGUGUGAUCCAGCCACAGAUGAGAUCCAUAAAUGCCAGUUUUAUAGCGGUUUUGAAUCCCGGUUCUCUUUCUGGAGAUUUCAUUACUGACACACUGAACCUCGGGCUCCUGCUGCAUGAUGGGAACAUCUCUCGUAUGGUUUUUAUAUUAAAGGGUGCUUUAUAUUUUAAAAGGGAUCGUUAAUAAUUAUUAGACUGGCAGUCUUUUAUGGAUGUUGAGAUGGUUCUGACACGGCUCGCACAUGAUCAUCAGAUCAGAACUGGAUUCAUCUGGAUGAUGCGCUUCUGAAUGAACACGAAAUAAACCGAAUUAAUAUUAAACUGAGUGACCGUGUUCUUUUGUAGAAGUGUUUAUAGCUGAACUCUCCUCACUGAUCCUGUUAUUCCUGUUUUUAUUCAAAUUCUGGGAUUUUGCUUAAAAAAAACUUUUCAUGGAAAUGCCAAGAUGUGCAUGAAAUCUUGAAUGACACAAAGCAGAUGCAUUUUGGGAUUGAAUCAUAGCUUUAUUUGCCAGGUAUUUUUUAACUGUGAAGCUCAUAAGCGCUUUAAAAAAACAUAAAGGCAUCAAGAUGCUCGAAACAAGCCGAGGCAGUACAGUUCAAGCUUGUUUGUAGAGCGCUUUCCAUCACAAAAAGUUGCUACAUCACGUUUAGGAGGUGACUGUCGGGUAAAACUCAAGCGAAGCCUUCAGAAACGAGAGAGCUGUCGUGUAAGAGGUUCUUCACCUGGUCCGCAGGUGUCGUGAUGUUGGCCGUGUUCCUGCUGCUGCUGGCCUCCGCGGCGUCGGUCCCGUCUCCCUCCAGACCCACGCCCAGGUACUGCCGCAGGUGCUGCGAUCACCUGGACCCGCCCCUGAGCCCCGCCCCCCAGCCCACGGCCAAUCACACGCCGGAGAUCCGCACCGUCAUCAACAUGACCAUCCUCAAAGGCGAGAAAGGAGAGCGCGGGGACAGAGGGACUCCUGGCAAAGCCGGAGCGGACGGACCCCCUGGACUCAGAGGUGUGACGGGGCCCAAGGGCAGUAAAGGAGACACCGGGGCCCCUGGAGACCCCUGCAAAAUCCAGCAGUCGUCUUUCUCUGUCGGACGCCGCAAAGCUCUGCACAGCGCCGAUUACUACCAGGCCCUGAUCUUCGACACCGUCUUCGUCAACCUGGGCGAACACUUCAACAUGUUCAAGGGCAAGUUCUACUGCUUCGUCCCGGGGGUCUAUUUCUUCAACGUCAACAUUCACACCUGGAACUUCAAGGAGACGCACCUGCACCUGAUGCACAACGAGCGCCAGCAGGUGAUCCUGUACGCUCAGCCCAGCGACCGCUCCAUCAUGCAGAGCCAGAGCGUCAUGCUGCGGCUGGAGCUCAACGACGAGGUCUGGGUCCGGAUCUACAAGCGCCAGCGUGACAACGCCAUCUACAGCGACGACGUGGACGUCUACAUCACCUUCAACGGACACCUGGUGGCUCCUAAUGUCUAGCGCCAGAAAACGGCUGGUCUCACCUCGUACCUUUGUCUCGUCUUUAGUCCAACUAUCUUGACUAUAAUUCUUAUCGUGUUUUGCUUACAAAAUAAAUGCAUCUUAAUUUAAGGAUUUUUUGAUAUUUUGACUAGAAAUGAAACAAAAGUACAAAUUAAGGUAUGUUUUAGCAGUGCAGAGACGUGUGUGUGUGUGUGUGUGUGUGUGUGUGUGUGUGUGAACCUUAGCUUUUCAACUGAACACACUGCUGUUGAAGAAAAAACCUUGAAAGAGUGUUUAAUUGGAGCUGCUGAGUUUAAUUUAGCAGAUGCUUUUAUCCAGAUUGACUUAAAGAUUAUAACAACAGAAGCUUCCUUAAACUCAAAAGUCGUUGUUGAACUGAUAUCAGUGUAAACAGACUUGAGCUCAAGCUUCUUUCUUCUGCGGAACAAAAUACGUUCUUAAGAAGAUCACAGUCUCUCUUUAAAGGGUUAUUCAACCCCAAGAUGAACAUUUUGUUCGUCCAUGUCGUGCCAAACAAGUAAAAAAGCUUUGUUUGUCUUCAGAACACAGUUUAUGAUAUUUGAGGGGAAAGAUAUCAUCAGAAAACUUUUCAUCAGCGGUUCAGUCUGAAUCUUCUGAAGCUGUGAGAAUACCUUUUGUAGGCAAAGUAAAUAAACGUGACUUUAUUCAUCAGUCCAUCUCUGUGAGUCAGUCCUGGAGACAUCGCUGCAUGUUUUACGUGUCAAACAUUCUAUGUGUAUUUAUGCUUUUUUGCAUGUAAAGUAUUCUCAUGGCUUCAAAAGAUGAGGGUUGAAGCACUGAUGAAAGAUGGAGCUUUCAGACGACGUCUUCUAUACUUUUCAGCAGCUUGAUAAUUGUUUGGCCGUUAAACUCUUUCACUGCAACAAAAGAUGCUGAGGACCGGCCUGAAAAGCAUCACAAAAAGCAUAAAAUAAUCCAUGAAACACUAAUGCUGUUUGCAGUAGAUGACUCUUGGGAUAUUGCUUCAGUGGUCCCCAGCUCUACUGGUUUCUGUCUGAGAUUGAGUUUCAGGGAAAUAAAGUCCUUCGCUGGACUGAUGAAGCACAGAGGUUUUGUUUUUGAUGUUCAUUAGGUGCCUAAAAUGACCAUGAACUGGUGCUAAGCCGUACCUAUUUCUGUAUUCUCACUUGUUUUUGCUCAUUUUUACCUGUGUAUGUUUAUUACUGUAUAUUAAAUGAA
This is a messenger RNA of Puntigrus tetrazona (Sumatra barb), 2968 nucleotides long. RefSeq names its product C1q and TNF related 6b (gene c1qtnf6b). The record is from RefSeq and is a predicted model, not a curated record. The transcript has 2 exons. Gene Ontology annotation, molecular function: protein binding. The coding region runs from base 1037 to 1765 and encodes 242 amino acids. NCBI's taxonomy places the organism in Eukaryota, Metazoa, Chordata, Actinopteri, Cypriniformes, Cyprinidae.